CUACGGCCCCACUAUCCGUUGCGGAGGGAUCUGGAGUGCCGGUGGGGCCGAAAGCACGGUGCCGGACCGCAGGAGCGAUCCCCGCCCCGCCCCUCCAACUGGAGCGGGAUCUACGUCUACCGAGUUGUCGCGAGCUUAAUCGAUUUCUAACAUUCACAUUCACCAGACACCGACGCCACCCUCGAGUUCAUGAGAAAUUUUUACGGCAUCGACAAGGGUUAUCGUUAUUCAGCAGCAUAAGCUUCGCCAAAACCAAUAUCGCGAAACCGAACAUCGUUUCCCUCCUCUUUCAACUCACAUCACCGUGCAGCUGCUUUGCUUGCUGCCAGUAACGUCACCUUUGCCUUGCGUCUGACAGCAACAUCCUGAAAGGGCAUCAACCGUCAUCGGUCCUUCUCACCCCUUAUUGACCGUCAAAAAAGAGGAAAAAGACAACACGAGCAGAUACCGACAGUAUCAAGACAGCAAUUCGCAAUUCACAAUGGCCCAAUUUUCAGCAGCAGCGACGCAACUCCGAAAGGAGCUGAAGCAGAUGCAGAAGGACACGGACAUCCCCGGGAUAUCAUGCGGCCUGGUGAACGACAACAACAUCUUUGAGUGGGAGGUGAUGUUGAUGAUUCCCGAUGAUGUCAAAUACUAUGGCGGAGGCAACUUCCGCGCCCACCUCGUCUUCCCGCACAACUACCCGCUCAUGCCCCCAACUCUUACGUUUCAAUCGCCCAUCCCGUUCCACCCCAACAUCUACCCGUCGGGCGAGCUCUGCAUCAGCAUCCUGCACCCGCCCGAGGAGGACAAGUACGGGUACGAGGACGCGUCGGAGCGGUGGUCGCCGGCGCGCUCGCCCGAGAAGGUGCUGCUGAGCAUCAUCAGCUUGUUUAGCGAUCCGAACCCGGAUAGCCCCGCUAAUGUCGAGGCUGCGAGACUCCUCAGGGAGGAGAAGGAGGGGAAACACAAGGAGUUUAGGAAGAGGUGUAGGGCUUGUGUGAGGGAGAGUUUGGGGGAGGAGUGAUUUGGUUGGGAUGAGUGGGAUGAUGGGGAUGCCAAGUGUUGGAUGGUGGACUGGGGAGAUUGUGAAGACGGGGAGGACUGAAGGAGGGUGGUGGUGUAAGCGAAUUUGCCCAUGUUUUCGAUGGAUAUCCUUAGCGAAAUAUUAUCAAAUACCUUUCGUAGCUGUGCCAUGAUGCGGAGAUUGAAGUAGGGAAAACUUGCGUUGUCAUUUAAACCCUGAUUUGGCCAGCAACGCGGUUAUCAGGAGACCGACAUACACAUAUCACGGAACUGCCUCUAAAGUCAAUAGUAGAGCGUAGUGUGUGUGCAAGCCAAAGACUGAAUGACAAG
This is a messenger RNA of Neurospora tetraspora, 1338 nucleotides long. Its product is annotated as ubiquitin-conjugating enzyme E2 15. The coding region runs from base 482 to 1009 and encodes 175 amino acids. Gene Ontology annotation, molecular function: ubiquitin conjugating enzyme activity. The record is from RefSeq and is a predicted model, not a curated record. Gene Ontology annotation, biological process: ubiquitin-dependent protein catabolic process; protein polyubiquitination. The transcript is spliced from 2 exons. Lineage: Eukaryota; Fungi; Ascomycota; Sordariomycetes; Sordariales; Sordariaceae.